Messenger RNA from Aquila chrysaetos chrysaetos, 2548 nucleotides. It is a transcript of the gene OTX2, whose product is annotated as orthodenticle homeobox 2. Gene Ontology annotation, molecular function: RNA polymerase II cis-regulatory region sequence-specific DNA binding; DNA-binding transcription factor activity, RNA polymerase II-specific. Gene Ontology annotation, biological process: regulation of transcription by RNA polymerase II; multicellular organism development. The record is from RefSeq and is a predicted model, not a curated record. Lineage: Eukaryota; Metazoa; Chordata; Aves; Accipitriformes; Accipitridae. The transcript is spliced from 5 exons. Gene Ontology annotation, cellular component: nucleus. Bases 371 to 1240 code for a protein of 289 amino acids.
CCUGCCAUUGGUUGGAGAGUUUGCGUCAAAAAGUUGCCAGAGAGGCGCUUUCUCAGCAAAGCUCCCCGAGAGAGGUAGAGACCUCAGCUCCAACGCACCCUGCCACUAUUAUUAAAAAUAAAAUCACUUGACCAGCUCCGGCACCGGCCAGCUCUCUCAGCCCGACCCCUGAAUUUGGCGAGGAUCCGGGCUGCAGGUUUCACCCCUCGCCCCCCAGCCCUGCCCGCGGCUCCGGCGAGGCUCGCAGGCACCUGGCGGCCCCCCCCCCGCCCGACGGCACCCCCAGGCACCGCCCGGGGCAGGCAGGGCGCUCGGGCGGCUUCCCCUCGCCCGGAUUUCGGCCAACUCUCCUCCCCGCUCCAACUUUAGCAUGAUGUCUUAUCUUAAGCAACCACCUUAUGCAGUCAAUGGCCUGAGUCUCACAACCUCGGGCAUGGAUUUGUUGCAUCCGUCCGUCGGUUAUCCCGCCACCCCUCGAAAGCAGCGGCGGGAGCGCACGACCUUCACCCGGGCGCAGCUGGAUGUGUUGGAGGCCCUUUUUGCCAAAACCCGCUACCCCGAUAUCUUCAUGCGGGAGGAGGUGGCACUGAAAAUCAACCUGCCCGAGUCCAGAGUACAGGUAUGGUUUAAAAACCGCCGAGCCAAGUGCCGGCAGCAGCAGCAGCAGCAGCAGAACGGGGGCCAGAACAAGGUACGGCCAGCUAAAAAGAAGAAUUCGCCGGCCCGGGAAGUGAGUUCGGAGAGCGGGACCAGCGGGCAGUUCACUCCCCCCUCCAGCACCUCGGUCCCCACCAUUUCCAGCAGCAGUGCCCCCGUAUCCAUCUGGAGCCCAGCAUCCAUCUCCCCGCUCUCAGAUCCCCUGUCCACCUCUUCCUCCUGCAUGCAGAGAUCCUAUCCCAUGACCUACACCCAGGCAUCAGGCUACAGCCAAGGAUACGCUGGCUCGACCUCCUAUUUUGGAGGGAUGGACUGUGGAUCUUACUUGACCCCUAUGCACCACCAGCUUCCCGGACCGGGGGCCACCCUGAGUCCCAUGGGUGCCAACGCGGUCACCAGUCACCUCAACCAGUCUCCAGCCUCCCUCUCCACCCAGGGCUAUGGAGCCUCCAGUUUGGGCUUUAACUCCACCACCGAUUGCUUGGAUUAUAAAGACCAAACCGCCUCCUGGAAGUUAAACUUCAAUGCUGACUGCUUGGAUUAUAAGGACCAGACAUCGUCAUGGAAGUUCCAGGUUUUGUGAAGAACCUUUGUGAUAACGAGAGAAAUCGCGACGAGAAUGAACAGGCUGGGCUGAACGCUCCAGUUUUAGUCAGGUCUUGGUUAAAUUAAAGAGAAAAAUAACUCAACGGACAAACAAACGAACAAAAAAACCGACAGCAACAAGAGGGGGACAGUGUUGGUGUGAUCCCGUUCAGACUCAUCUCCUGCUCAGACGCUCUGGAAAAGGAAUAAUAAAGAGGAAAAACGGAGGAGGAAGGCCUUAAACGGACAGAUCAUCUAGUGAGCAGAAAACAGACAGACCCAUCUGUGUUCUUUCUAGUUUUAGGCAAUUGUUGGGUUUCUUUGUUUGGAAAAGGUGGGAGAUCGUCCCACCUACGGGCCAGUUUUAAAAAAAAAAAAAAAAAAAAAAAAAGUAAAAAAAAAAAAAGUCUAGGUUUUUAUUUCUUUUUUUGUGUGUGCGUGGAAAGAUCCUUCACCCAGAGGUUUCCAAUGUGUUAGCCAACCCUCGGUUAAAAUAUUCGGAAUGGACAACAUCUCUCUUUUUCUCCCUCUUUUUCUCCCUCCCUCUUUCUUUCUCUCUCACUCUCAAGCUCAUCCAACUGUUUCAUGCCCAACUUGCUCAAGUUGGCACCCGGAGAACUUGGUUCAGGGCUGUGUGGGUUGUGUGACUGAUUGUCCUAGCUGCACUACUUUAUUUAAAGAUAAAAAAAAAAAAGAUAAUGUUCAUAAGGAGUCAAUAUGUAGUUUUUAAGAGACAAUCAGUGUGUGUCUUAUAUAAAUGGUACAUCUGUGGUUUUUAAUCUGUGCUAGACUUCAAAACUGUGAUCUCCUGUAUUGUAUGCAACUAUGAACUCUGCACCAGCGGGAGUUCUGCUGUGAUUUAAAUAGGUUAUAAUUAUAAGUGAAAUUCAGAGCAACUGAGUUACCUAUUAUCAUCUUUUAAAAAAUAAUAAAAAAAUAUAUAUUAAAAAAAAAAAAAGAAAAAUGCAAAAACACGAUCGCCUUUCACCCGAGGUGAACUGCACUGAAACUUUUUACAACAAACUGUCUCUGAAAGAAAGAGAAAAGACCGAAAAAACCCCACCCGAGGACAUUAAACUCCUCUGGAGCUCACUUACUGCUGGCCACGCUGGCAGUAACCGUCAAAUCCAACAGGACUUUGGGCAGUUGCUCUGACCUGGAUGAAUUUAAACCGAGAAAUUCAUUGUCGUUUAUGCUUGCAGAUGUUAACUGAAAAAAAAAAAAAAAAAAAAAAGAUAUAUAUGCAUAAACCUUUUUUCCUGGAUUUGGCAGAUAUGUAUAAUUAUAUUAAAAUGGUUCUAGCACA